Dreissena polymorpha is the source of this 1781-nucleotide messenger RNA. RefSeq lists its product as uncharacterized. The coding region runs from base 376 to 1743 and encodes 455 amino acids. Lineage: Eukaryota; Metazoa; Mollusca; Bivalvia; Myida; Dreissenidae. Gene Ontology annotation, biological process: G protein-coupled receptor signaling pathway. Gene Ontology annotation, cellular component: plasma membrane. Gene Ontology annotation, molecular function: G protein-coupled receptor activity. The record is from RefSeq and is a predicted model, not a curated record. The transcript has 2 exons.
GUUGUCAUCAAAUGAAAUUCGCUUCCUUUUGAGAAGGCAUAAAACAAAACUGUCUCGCCAAUAAAAUUUACUUCAUUUGUCUAUCGAUCAACAUGCUUAACCAAUCGUUAAGUGUUAACUAACCGUUAAAUGGCCUAAAUUGACUAUGUGAUUUACACAUGCUCAAUCUCAAUUUGCAAUCUUAAUUACUCGGAAAUAAUUUAUACAUGUGCAGUUAUCUCGGCUUUUCCGCGAAAGGCAAAGUAGUUCAAGUAUACAAACUUCAUGUACAUUUGCAAAUAAAAGGCGAACGUGAAAUUCUUACACAUGCAUCGUUCAUAACGGACAUAUUGUUUUGUUGGAUUAUUACAAGUUGUCAAGUUGCAAGACGCAGUUAUGAACAGGACUGCGGUGGAAUCUGUCGUUUCCUGUGAACCGUACAACUUUCUGGAAUGCCAUAUAGCGCGCUGGAUUUGGCGCAUUGUGCCGGUGUUUUGCAUAAGUGUUGGAACGAUCGGCAAUCUGCUUAACGUCAUCAUCCUGAAACGAAUGAAUCUGCGACGAUUCCCCAGAAAUGUAUUGCUAGUGUUUCUCGCAGUGAGCGACUCAACGUUUCUUUGGACGUUGGCUCUUAACAACGUCCUGUUUGCGUUAAACGGGCACACAUUUCUCGAACAGGGCGACGUUCUAUGUCGGACAACUUGGUUCGUUGGGUACACAGCUGCAGCCUUCUCUUCUUGGAUAAUAGUUCUAAUGACUACGGAAAGAACGUUGGCGUUAAGGGCUCCAGUGUUUUCGCGAAAAAUGCUAACCGUGAAGAGCUGUAAUUUAGCAUGCGGCGUGACCUUGAUCAUCAUUGCGGCAAUUAAUUGCAACUUUCUUUAUGGUUUCGACUAUAUAGAUUAUGCCAAUGGUGAACAACUUAGUCCUGAAUUCCAAAAUGUUACUAAAAUUAAAGCGAUUUACAAGCCAUGUUACUUUGUUUCAAAGAGGUAUAUGGAGUUUCAUUACGGCGAAUGGAAUAUCAUAGCAAUAACGUUGUAUUGUGUUAUACCAAUUGUUAUUUCUAUUCUUGGGAAUGUAAAUAUAGCGAUGGUAAUAAAUUUAAAAAGACAACAAAUGGUUUCUUGUCGUAUGUCUGAACACAAGGAACCGGAUAGCGAUUUUAAAUUGACUUCAAGCGCGGGCAAUAAUGAAAGAUCAACUAACGUCACCUGUAAUUCGUCAACUGAUUUGAACGAAGCAAACCAUAUAAUGCAAAAUACGAACUGUGCAAUGGUGGAUACAACUAAUUCAGAAAAAUACGAAAUUCAACGUAUGACGAACAUUUCUACGUCGCAUACGAAACCAACAAGAGACGGGUAUGUAAAUAAACAUGAUUUAUCAAUAACCAAAUCGGAUUCUAAGAAGAAGAAACGGCAAAAACUUCAAAGAAAGUUUCAUAAGCCAAUGGCUGGUAAGGGCAAAAGAGGCCAACAGGCAACGCGACUUUUGUUUUGUAUCAGCACGUUUUGGAUACUUUCAUACAUUCCGUUUGCCGUUUACCAAGUUAUCCGAAGCAAAAUUGAGGAUGUAUCACCCAAAGUGGCUUCCAUUCUUCAGCUUUCAAGAGCGGUCACACAUUCAGUGUUGUAUUUAAAUUUUGCUAUGAACUUUUUCUUUUACUUCGUUUCCGGAACGCUGUUCAAAAACGAAUGGACGAAAAUCGUUCUCCAGACGAGACAAGCAUUAAAGAGACUACACAUAUGUAACAAUUUAGACUGAACUAUACAUUAGCCGCGUCAUGCGAAAAUGGUUAUUCU